AUGCCAAUUAUUUUACAAUACUUAGCAUACAAAAACGGCUUUAACCCAUUAACGCCCGAAGUCAAAGGUUGCAAUAUGGUGGAUACGUCUCAACCCUGCCAUAUACCCUGGGGAUCAGGUACAAAACCUGUUCAGAGCAUGUUGCUUUACGUUCAAGCCAUUGCCUUUUCGAUACAAUUUCUUUUAUUUACUACGUUCAGUAGUCUAGCAGAUUAUGAACAAUGGAACAAAUACAUCCUGCUGGGAUCAACUUUGAUAGGGUGUUUAACACAAGCAUUACCUAUUCUUUUAUGGAUUAAUCCCGAUAAUGAAAACAACUGGCGUACGAUGAUGGGCAUUAUGAUUUUGGCUUUAAUAUCAUAUGGUUCAUCCCUUGUCUUUUAUGCAGCUGCAUUCCCUAAUUUAAGUGAUAACUUACCGAUUGUCAGACGUGCAAGAGUCGAUCCAAAUAUUACAGAAGAAAAGAGACAGGAAUUUAUUGAGCGAUGGCGUAAUCACGUUUCAGCUAUUUCCACCACCUUUUCCAAUAUUGGCUUUUUGUUGAUGUCAGGCAUUUUAUCGUGCGUUGCUUUUGCACCUUACGGUAACAACGAUACAAUAGGUAAUCAGCCUAUUUAUAACGUGAUUGCUACCGUGGCAUGUGCUGCUUAUUGGGCCGUUAAUGCCAUACCGUAUUUUGUACUUACACCUAGAGGUAGAAAGGGACCCCCUUUACCUCCCAAAGCAAAUUAUCUCACAUUUGGAUGGAAGUCAAUUGUAGUAGCACUGAGGGAAAUACGAAAGCUUCGAUAUUUGUUCAUCUAUCUUGUCGCCUAUUUUAUGUUCAGCGAUGCAGUCUCAACCAUUGGUCAAAUGCUGACCAUCAUCCAAGGCGAACUUACUCAAUUUUCAGCUCAACAGAAUGCUUUGUUCGGCUUUGUUCAAUCCGUUACAUCCAUCCUAGGCUGUUUGAUUUUUCUUUGGGUAUCGAAAAUCUUCAAAAUACGAACCAAAACAAGUCUUCUCAUUAUCAUUGGCACGACAGCCCUGAUACCUUUGUGGGGCUGCUUUGGUAUCUAUUUCCCGACCUUUGGAAUUCACUCUCUUGCCGAGCUAUGGCUAUUAAGUGUUUGGCAAGGACUGUUUACAGCACCUAUUUGGGCAUGGCAGCAAACAAUGUUGGCAGAACUGAUUCCAAAAGGCAAAGAGAACUUGUUUUUUGGCCUCUUUGGUAUAGUGAAUAAAGCAUCAAGCUGGAUCGGACCUGUUGUUAUUGGUGCUAUUACUGAUGCGACGUCAAAUAUUUGGAAGGGAUGGCCGUUUGUGUUUAUGCUAUUCUUGAUAGCAAUAAUAUUGAUUGUGUCGAUAGAUGUGGAUAAAGCAAAAGUCGAACUAAUGAAUUAUGCUAAGGCGGAAACUGAUGUUGCUGAUGAGAAAGAACAAUAA
This is a messenger RNA of Mycotypha africana, 1425 nucleotides long. RefSeq names its product autophagy-related protein 22-like protein. The transcript has 3 exons. NCBI's taxonomy places the organism in Eukaryota, Fungi, Mucoromycota, Mucoromycetes, Mucorales, Mycotyphaceae. Bases 1 to 1425 code for a protein of 474 amino acids. The record is from RefSeq and is a predicted model, not a curated record. Gene Ontology annotation, molecular function: transmembrane transporter activity.